Trichoderma breve is the source of this 1176-nucleotide messenger RNA. RefSeq lists its product as uncharacterized. The coding region runs from base 1 to 1176 and encodes 391 amino acids. Lineage: Eukaryota; Fungi; Ascomycota; Sordariomycetes; Hypocreales; Hypocreaceae. The transcript has 3 exons. The record is from RefSeq and is a predicted model, not a curated record.
AUGCCAUCUGUGACAAUCACCCGAAGUACGAGUGGCAUCCUCAACUCGUCGAAAUUGCCUCGCGAGGUGGACCAGGUCCCUAAAGAGGAAUCUGGUCUUGGCGUCGACAUUCGCAAGCUUCGACAAUCCUUCUUUACAUCCGUCCUGCUCCUCGAAGAAGCCGCCAGUGCAGUCUUACGCAAGUAUUCCGAAGGUGAAAAGCCGCUCUUUUGUCAGGAGGGAUGCAACAUAGAUGUUGGCUCCGUCAACGAUGAUGUCGUCUAUCGGCCGUAUGCGGGAAAGCUAGGUAGAUACCGCUGGUCUCACGUCUUGGUGCCAGGAGAGCUGAAGUGCACCACAAUGGCAGACGCACCGCCGGUGGCGUGGAUCGACCUAGCAGGGCAUGCGAGAGAGGUGCUGUCGGCUCAAGGCACUGGACGCUUUGUCUUGGCCUUUUCUCUGUACGGGUCCCUCGUAGGCGAAGAAAGGCUAGGGUUUGGCCUUACUAUCAGGACGUCUCACGGCAAGCGUUUUAUCGAAAUUGAACGGAACAGUCGGCCAGAGCGCCUCAUCAUCGACGAGGUCAUUGCACGAUCCCGCUGUAUUGCUGGAAGAGCAACUACUUGCUGGAAGGCAUAUAUUGGGGGCGACCCGCAGACGGUCUUUGCCAUCAAGGGUUCAUGGCAAUACUCAGAGCGGAACGACAAGGGCGAGAUUCUUCGAGAGGUCGCCCAACAAGGUGUGACUAACGUCGCUCGGUAUAAUUAUCACAAGACGGUUCGUCUUUGUGACGCCGAAGACGAAAUUCGAAACAGUGUUUGCACGGGACUGGAUAUCACCACUGCUGUUGCUCCUCCAGCGACCACUGAUGCGGUGACUACCCCCGACUCGACGGCUACUACAGUAAUGGCCAAUGCCCCGGCUGCAGGCGAUGCCGUAGCCACAGCCACAGCUGAUCCAACGGCUAUAACAGCCGUGGUGGGAAAGGCUUCUGCAAAUGAUACAGUAGCCCCUACUACGACGACGACGACGAUAGCGCGAAGGACACCGGCGUCAUCCAUCUCUACGUCUUCCACGAUAGCUGUGGCGGCUCCUCGACGGAAACGCCCCACCGCUCAACAGGGGAAGAAGAAGACACCGAGAGUGCAGCAGCUCUGCCAAAGCGAGAGACUACGGACGGCCAAUCUACAAGGCUAG